AUGGAUUCGCGAUCGUCUCGGGUUCGAUCCCUGGGAAUAACGAAGGAAGACAGGUCAGUAAUUUUUCUCUUAUCAAAGACUGAACUAAGCUGCUUUAUACUGGCUAGUAUUGGCUUUACAACCGCGACAUUCGGAGGACAUGAACACGUCCAUAUUCGCGUGCAUAUACCUGACGACCAUCACCAUGAUGACCACAGCCAUGGCGGAGGUGGUUACGGAGGCGGCUUUGCUGACCAUCUACACGGAGGAUUUGUUGAACAUUUGAAAGGCGACCACGGCCACGGCGGCGGAGGCGGUUUUGGUGGCGGAUUCGGUGGAGGCGACGCCCAUGGAGGAUACGACCUCGGUGGUCACGGAGGAUUCGGAGGAGGUCAUGAUAUCGGAGGUGGUCACGGAGGAGGAUUUGGCGGUCAUGACAUUGGAGGAGGUCACGGGGGAGUAUUUGGUGGUCAUGACAUUGGCGGAGGACACGGCGGAGGAUUCGGUGGUCAUGACAUUGGAGGAGGACACGGCGGAGGAUUUGGAGGAGGCCAUGAUCUAGGUGGGGGUCAUGGGGGAGGAUAUGGAGGUGGUCACGACAUAGGUGGGGGAUAUGGGGGAGGUUUUGGGGGUCACGACAUUGGAGGGGGACAUGGCGGUGGAUUCGGGGGUCAUGAUAUUGGCGGAGGCUUUGGCGGUCAUGAUAUAGGUCAUGGAGGCGGUGGUCACGGAGGAAGCUUUGGCGGUCAUGACUUAGGUGGACAUGGGGGUGGGCUUGGAGGUGGACACGGGGGUGGGUUUGGAGGUGGUCAUGGAGGUGGCUUCGGUGGUGGCCAUGGCGGAGGUUUUGGUGGUGAUCACGGUUAUGGUGGUGGCCAUAUAGAUAUCGGAGGCCAUGGUGGCCACGAUGACCACAGCGGUGGAUUCUCCGGCGGUCACGGUCAUGGCCAAGACAGCUACACCCUCGCUUUAUCCAGUCACGACAGUCAUGGUAGUGGACUAGGUGAUUUUGGCGGUCACGACACUUAUUCAGGCGGUCAUGGCCACGGUAGCUCCGGUGGAAGUUUUGGUGGUCAUGACAGUUACAGCCUAGGAGGUGGCCACGGCUUAGAUUCCGGUCAUGGAUCUGAUCACGGGUUUGGGGACAGUUACACGAACGCGAUAGGCGCUGGCCACGGUGGUGGUCCCUAUCAUAAGAAGUGA
Molecule: messenger RNA, 1182 nt
Organism: Leptosia nina
Lineage: Eukaryota; Metazoa; Arthropoda; Insecta; Lepidoptera; Pieridae
Source: the annotation of a GenBank genome assembly